AUGGAUAUUGACUAUAUGGAUGGUUUUAGGUGCUUCACGUUUGAUAGCAACCGCUACUACAGUCAAAAAUCAAUGGUUGAUGAUCUCCAUUCCAUGGGAUGCAAAGCAAUCUGGAUGCUUGACCCAGGAAUCAAGAAUGAGGAGGGUUACUUUGUGUGCGAAAGUGGUUCAGAAAUGGAUGUUUGGGUUCAAAAGGCAGAUGGCAGCCUAUUUAUUGGGAAAGUAUGGCCUGGUGAUUGUGUUUUCCCUGAUUUUACCUCGAAAAGAGCACAUGCCUGGUGGGCUAGUUUGGUAAGGGACUUCAUCUCCAAUGGUGUUGACGGAAUAUGGAAUGGCAUGAACGAGCCUGCUGUUGCCGAUACUACUACCAAGACAAUGCCUGAAAGCAAUAUCCAUAGUGGAGAUGCUGAUAUCGGUGGCACCCAGAACCAUCCAUACUAUCACAAUGUCUAUGGAAUGCUAAUGGCAAGAUCUACUUAUGAAGGAAUGGUGUUGGCUAAUGCUUCUAAACGACCGUUUGUUCUUACACGAGCUGGUCUUAUAGGAAGCCAGCGGUAUGCCGCAACAUGGACGGGUGAUAACAUGUCAACUUGGGAGCAUUUACACAUGAGUCUGUCAAUGAUUCUUCAAUUGUGUGAGGAAGUUUGUCGCCUUGCGCUACUAAGACGGUACCGGCUACUACCACAUAUCUACACUCUCUUUUACCAUUCACAUACAAAGGGUAUUCCAGUUGCUACUCCAGUUAUCUUUGCUGCAUUGUACCUAAUAAAGGAGCUCAUGAAUGUGCACAUAAACUACCAAAGGGCAUAUGGCUGCCUUUUGAUUCUGUGGAUUCACACCCUGAUUUGCCAGUGCUGUAUUUUACAAGGUGGAGCGAUUCUCCCUGUAGGUCUUCCUAUUCAGCAUGUUGGGGAGACAAGCUUGGAGGAUGAUCUAUCACUAAUUAUUGCAUUGGAUGAAAAUGGUAAAGCUGAAGGUGUCCUCUUUGAAGAUGCUGGAGAUGGAUAUGGAUUCACACAGGGAGACUAUCUUUUGACAUAUUAUAUUGCUGAACUCCACUCAUCGGUGGUUACUGUCAAAGUCUUCAAAUCUGAAGGGUCAUGGAAGAGACCAAAACGAAAUUUAAAAAUAAAUAUAUUGCUUGGUGAAGGUGCUAUGGAAGGUGCUGAGCUAUCAAAAAUACCUGUUGAUUUGAAGAGUAGAGACUGGUCCCUUAAGAUUGUUCCAUGGAUUGGAGGCCGUAUUAUCUCGAUGACCCAUCUUCCUUCUGAUUCCCAGUGGCUUCACAGCAGGAUUGAGAUAAAUGGUUAUGAAGAAUACAGUGGGACUGAAAUUAUGUCUGCUGGCUGCACAGAAGAAUACAAAGUCAUCAGGAGGUAUCUUGAACAGUCUGGAGAGGAUGAAUCUAUUUGUAUGGAAGGAGACAUUGGUGGUGGUCUGGUUCUCCAACGCCAGAUAUCUAUUUUGAAGGACAACCCAAAGAUUGUUCAGAUCGACUCUAGCAUUCAGGCAAGAAGUGUAGGAGUUGGUUCUGGUGGGUUUUCAAGGUUGGUCUGUUUACGAGUUCAUCCUACAUUCACCCUGCUACACCCAACUGAGGUAGUGGUUGCUUUCAUGGCCAUCAAUGGUUCAAAGGAAGAGAUCUCCCCGGAGGCAGGAGAAAUAACAUUCGAGGGAGACCUCAGACCCAACGGUGAAUGGAUGCUAGUGGACAAGUGUGUCAGGCUGAGCUUGGUGAAUCGGUUUAAUCGCAGGGAGGUCAGCAAAUGCUUUGUGCACUGGGGAACUGGUGGUGUGAACAUGGAGCUCUGGUCAGAGGAAAGACCAGUGUCUAACGAGACGCCGUUGAGGAUUUGCCACCAGUAUGAGGUGCGGCAAACAAGCUAA
Messenger RNA from Miscanthus lutarioriparius, 1887 nucleotides. Lineage: Eukaryota; Viridiplantae; Streptophyta; Magnoliopsida; Poales; Poaceae. The record is from the annotation of a GenBank genome assembly.